AUGUCCGAGCCUGAACGCCGCCGUAGAAGGCCAGCUGUAUCAUGCUCUGUCUGCAGAAAACGUAAAAUUCGAUGCAAUCGAGAGUUCCCCUGUAGUAACUGUGUGCGGUCCAAAAAUGACACUUGCGUGUAUGACGACAACCCACCUUUGCGACGGCGUCUUAGCCAUGGGGCGACCAAUUUCACUACACUCGGAGGCCCCCAAGGAGCUAUGAACGUGUGCAGAGAGCUACCACAUAUCAAUGCGAAUCACGAUGCUUCGGAAACGAAUUCAACAAGUGCCUCAACUCCUGCUAGUCAGCUAUCUGCCUCCGAUAUCGAAUCCAUGAAGCGAGAGAUCAGACGACUUGAAGAUGAGGUGUCUCAAUUAAUGCAAAGUGCUGCCCACUCUCCCGCUCUUACUUCCGACAUAGAAACAAUGGCGUCUUCUAUAAGUGGAACUUUCAACAUCCAACACGAGAAACGCCUUUUUGGCCAGGCUCAUGUUAGCCAACGCAGCGUCAUGCACAAAUCCCGUCUAUUCGGUCAAAGUCAUUGGAUUAACUCUGCUGCAUUGUUCCGCGACGUAUUCGAUAUGAUUAGAAUGAUGGAGCCACAUCUGCGAGAAGAUACCUCGAAAGUGUGUAUUGGCCUUCAACGGUGCAAAGCUUUGGCAAAAGUCAUCAAAAUGCGGCGAGAGCCACCGUGGCCCACACCGCCGACCUCGAAGGCCGACCUACCACCAAAAGAGCUUGCCGACAAGCUCGUCAGCUGCUAUCUCUGGACGACCGAAACGAUCUAUCGGAUUCUGCACGUUCCUACCUUCAGAAAAGACUACGAGGCGCUGUGGACAUCGGAAAAAGAGCCCGAUAACGCAUUCCUAGUUCAAGUCAAGCUAGUUCUCGCGAUCGGGGCCACCACGUACGAUGAACACUUCUCUUUACGCCAUUUGGCCAUCAAAUGGGUGUAUGAGGCACAAACCUGGUACUCAGAGCCCGAAUUCAAAUUACGAUUAAGCAUUCAGUCUCUGCAAACCACUCUCCUACUCUUGGUCGCUCGAGAAACAGUAGGUGUAGGUGGAACUAUGAUCUGGACUUCGGUUGGCGAGUUGCUCAGAACGGCUAUGUACAUGGGGUUGCACAGAGACCCCGUAUAUCUACCAAAGAGGACGGUUUUUGCUGCUGAGAUGCGAAGGAGGCUAUGGAAUACGAUUUUGGAGGUAGCAAUACAGUCUAGUAUGAGCUCCGGUGGACCUCCGCUUGUCUCUCUUGACGAUUUCAAUACCGAACCCCCUUCCAAUUUCGACGACGAGGAGCUCAUGGCUGAGAAUCCAGUGCCAAAACCAGAAGAGAACUUCACACAGAUGUCCAUCGCGAUAGCUCUCCGCAAGACACUUCCACUCCGCCUUGCGAUCACGAAGUUCUUGAACGAUCUUGGUUCUCGGGAUACAUAUGACGAAACCCUUCGACUGGAUAAUGAGUUCAGGGUACAAUACAAAACGCUCUGUCAAAACCUUCAAAGAAGCAGAAUGACCACCGGAAGCUCGCCCUCCUCGUUCGGAGUACGCGCGGUCGACUUUAUCAUGCGUCGCUACCUCUCGUCGCUUCAUGUUCCAUUCUUCGACCUAGGAUUGCGAGAAUCGACCUAUGCGUACUCCAGAAAAGUAAUCAUAGAGACUUCCCUCCAGCUGUGGUGUGCAGUGUACCCCUCCUCGUCCAUCAUGGCGUCUCGGCCUCGCAGUGACAGUGACACGACCCCUUCGGCUCAAGACGAUUUCACGCGCUUUCUGGUCUGUGGCUCCGGAUUCUUCCGCACCGUCGCUACCCAGGCUUGCUUUCUCAUAGCAGCGGAACUCAAGACGCAAUUGCAGGAGCAAGACAGUCUAGGCCCGGUGCCUCUGCGACCGGACCUUCUUUCCGUAGUAAAUGGCGGGAAAGCGUGGGCCCUGCAGUGCAUGGAGGCUGGAGAGAGCAACAUUAAGGGCUACUUGCUCGCGUGUUUGGCUGCUGCUCAUAUCGAUGGUCUUAUGAAAGGGCUCGAGAGGGACGAAUUGCCGCCCUUAUUACUUAAAGCUGCAGAAGAAGCAGAAGAACGCUGUUUGGUGAUAUUUGAGGAGAAGGUAGGGCCAGGUCAGACGGAGGGGGGGGCAGAUGUGCUCGAUGGGAUGACACUGGGCACGCCGAGUGGGCUGAUGGAUGGCUGGGACUUUAUGAUGUCAGACGACCAAUUCAGUUUCGGAAAUGCGGACCCAAUGAGCUGGGGGUUGAACGACGAGGCUAUGCAAGAGCCAUCACUUUGGUGA
Molecule: messenger RNA, 2280 nt
Organism: Mytilinidion resinicola
Lineage: Eukaryota; Fungi; Ascomycota; Dothideomycetes; Mytilinidiales; Mytilinidiaceae
Exons: 5
Coding region: 1-2280 (759 amino acids)
Biological process (GO): regulation of transcription by RNA polymerase II; DNA-templated transcription
Cellular component (GO): nucleus
Molecular function (GO): zinc ion binding; DNA-binding transcription activator activity, RNA polymerase II-specific; RNA polymerase II cis-regulatory region sequence-specific DNA binding
Source: RefSeq, a predicted model, not a curated record